UGUUUUCUUUUCAAGUUGCUUUUUGAAAUUUAAAUUGUUUUUAAAUCAGUGAAAACCAAUUGGAAAUCAUGUUUCAAUUAGUUGAAUUACGAGAUACAAUUAGGAUACCUGCGAGUUUUUUUAACAUCCCCGUUGAUCAGGCGAUCGCUGAUCAACUUAAUCGUAAAAUGGCCAACAGGGUAAUCAUUGAUGUCGGUCUUGGGAUCACUUUGUAUGAUAUUCUUGAUAUAAAUGAAUCUUUUAUUUACCAAGGAGAUUCGGGUACACAUACUAAAGUUCACUUCCGAUUCCUUGUGUUCCGGCCUUUUGUUGGUGAAGUUCUUGUUGGUAAAUUGAGAAGUUGCUCUCGUGAGGGUGUCCAUGUUUCUUUGGGCUUUUUCGAUGACAUUUUAAUUCCUCCUCAUUGUUUACCUGAACCAUAUCGAUUUGAUGAGAAAGAGCAAGUUUGGGUUUGGGAAUAUGAUAAUGGUGAAGAAAAGAGCAAUUUAUUCAUGGAUAUCGGAGAAACCGUUAGAUUCAAGGUGAAGGAGGAAAUUUUCACUGAUACAUCACCUCCAGGACCGACAUCAACUAUUCAGGAUAUUUAUCAACCUUCGGGUUCAUCAGAUAAACCAGCGGUGGAGAGGCAAAGACGAGUACCUUAUCUAAUUAAAGUAAAUUGAUUUGAUCUUCAUUAGAUUUUACCUUUAAUCUUUCACCUUUUUCUUUUUCAUUUUCAGGGUUCUUUGGUGAUCCAGGUCU
Panonychus citri (citrus red mite) is the source of this 741-nucleotide messenger RNA. It is a transcript of the gene Polr3H, whose product is annotated as DNA-directed RNA polymerase III subunit RPC8-like. Gene Ontology annotation, biological process: DNA-templated transcription; transcription initiation at RNA polymerase III promoter. The transcript is spliced from 3 exons. NCBI's taxonomy places the organism in Eukaryota, Metazoa, Arthropoda, Arachnida, Trombidiformes, Tetranychidae. The record is from RefSeq and is a predicted model, not a curated record. Gene Ontology annotation, cellular component: RNA polymerase III complex. Bases 69 to 662 code for a protein of 197 amino acids. Gene Ontology annotation, molecular function: DNA-directed RNA polymerase activity; DNA binding.